AUGUCGGACAACCAGGGCAACAAGAACGAGGAGCAGAGCUUCACCAUCCAGCCCCACCCUGCGACCACCAACGACCCCAACACCGACCCUGCGCUCAAAGGCGGCCAGGCGGACGUCUUCGGCAAGCCCGGCCCCCAGAUCUUUGACACCUCCAAGCUCGAGGAGCCCCUCAGCAAGGAUGAGCUGGCCAAGCGAUCGGCCGAGCUCAACAAGUGA
Pseudozyma flocculosa PF-1 is the source of this 216-nucleotide messenger RNA. RefSeq lists its product as uncharacterized. The record is from RefSeq and is a predicted model, not a curated record. NCBI's taxonomy places the organism in Eukaryota, Fungi, Basidiomycota, Ustilaginomycetes, Ustilaginales, Ustilaginaceae. The coding region runs from base 1 to 216 and encodes 71 amino acids. The transcript has 4 exons.